UGCUCCUUGUUCCUGCGCCUAGACGACUCUCUCCACCUGAUACCACUCUCCACCGCAUUCAACCUCUUCCCUAAGCAUGGCCUCCCAACGCCCACAUACCUACAACAACCCUGGCUACCUACCAAACGGAGCUGUUGGAAGCCACCCCAACUUGCCACCUGGAGCUGCGCCUUUACUUCCAAACAAUGGUCGAAUAAUCCAAACCGGAGGUGUUAGAGUGCUGUGUAUCGCGGAUGUUCGAGGAAACCUGAGAUCUCUGAAUGAACUCGCGAGACAAGCUCGAGCAGACCAUAUCAUACACACUGGAGACUUUGGCUUCUACGAUGAGACAUCGUUAGAUCGUAUUGCGGAAAAGACCUUGAAGCACGUCGCCCAAUAUUCUCCCUUAAUAUCCGAAGCUACGAAAAAGGCCAUCGGCGCACCAGGUGGACCAGUCAAGCAAAGAUUCCAGCCCAGCGAGCUGCCUCUGUCAGAACUUCCACAAUUCCUCAACGGUAACCUUAAGCUCGAUGUUCCGGUCUACACGGUUUGGGGCGCAUGUGAGGAUGUGCGGGUUUUGGAGAAGUUCCGAUCUGGGGAGUACAAGGUAGACAAGCUGCACAUCAUCGAUGAGGCACGCUCUAUGCUACUGGAGAUUGGCGGUGUAAAAUUGCGACUACUCGGUCUUGGUGGGGCCGUCGUGAUGCACAAGCUCUUUGACAAUGGCGAAGGACGAACAACGAUUGCGGGUGGCCAAGGCACGAUGUGGACAACAUUACUGCAGAUGGGUGAAUUGGUGGAUACAGCCAACCGAGUUUAUGACCCCACAGAGACUCGCAUUUUCAUUACCCACGCAUCGCCAGCCCGUGAAGGUAUCCUGAACCAACUGUCUGUAACCCUCAAAGCCGAUUUCUCGAUCUCUGCUGGUUUGCAUUUCCGGUAUGGCAGCUCGUACAAUGAGUUCAGUGUCAAUCCUACGCUAGAUCAUUACCGCGGGAAGCUUGCGGCCUCAAAAGCUUCCUUCAAUGACGUUUGGGAGACUGUCAAGGGAGAGGUUCAGCCAGCUAUCUCGCAGAACGAAGCUCAGCAGAACCUGCUUCAGAAUGCCCUAGGCAUUGUUGACAAGAUGCCGACUACUGCACAUGGAGGUAACCCCUUCGGUGGUCCAGUCGGUGGCGCCAAUGCCCAGGCAGUUGGCCAGGUAGAUGAGAGUGCUUUCAAGAAUAUGUGGAAUUUCAACCUGGCAGAUGCCGCAUUUGGCUGGUUGGUAUUAGAGGUUCAAGAUGGCCGCAUUGGUACGGAAAUGCGUGCCCAGGGUUUCAACUUUGCCCACCGAGGGACAAAGCAACCACACCCCAGCCAACUUAGCCAACAGUCUUCUCAAGCGGCAGCUACUGGAGCUGCCCCUAGUCAAGCACCUGCUUCUGCCCCCGGUGCUACUGCGCAAAAGCAACCAAACGUCCAACCACCACAGCCGCAGCGUGGUCAACAACAACAACAACCACCUUCUUCUGGUCCUGGCCGUACAACAGAAUCCCCCGCCCCACCUCAACCAAAGUCGGAGACUCCUCAACCUCAGACGAAUGUUAACCUACCCGCAUCUACUAAAGAGAACGAGAAACUCAACACAUCAACCCCUACUAACGGCGCCACCACCAAUGGUGCUGCUGAAGCUGCAUCGCCUGUAACGAAGGCUGCGGCUGAACCAAUUAUUGGUCUCUUUGUCAUGAACGUCACAUCCGAUGACGCAGUAAGGGAUCUAUUCAAGGAGGAAGAUAAGGCGAAGAUUCUGAAGAUUGAGAAGUGGGGACAAUCAAACAAGGUUGCUCAUUUCAAGACAGUAGAGGAGAGAGAUGCCGUUCUCGCAAGCCUACCAGAGGAAGUGAAGUCGCGAACUGGAGAGGACCGCAGCCGCCCAUUGGUGAAGAUCUUCCAACAACGAGAAAACAAGGGGUAUGCAGCCAACCGUGGUGGGGCCGGAAACUGGGGAAGUAGCAGAGGUGGAAACUCUAACACUCAAGGGGGGUACCGAAGCGGAGGUGCCAGUGAUAGUGAAGGGGGACGUGGUGGCAGAGGUCGCGGAGGACCAAGAGGAGGCCGCGGUGGCGACCGUGGCAGGGGUGGACGUGGAGGACGAGGAGGGUUCAACAAGACCGAAGGAUCACCGGCACCUGCACCAGCGACACCCGCGGCAGGCGACUCUUAAUCCUCUGGGCGUGUCGAACCAAUCUUUCGUUGUUUCCCACCAAAAAAGUCCACCUUCUAGUACAUCUUCUUAAUGGUCACUAUGUGUGAUGGAAGAAUAUCGAAGGUCAUCAUUGUUCUCGGCUUAAUAUCAUAGGUGUCCGCGAUUUGGGAUGGAGUGGAGUUCAACUAGCUUAUGCUUUCGGGAUGUGCGGAAGCGAUGAUAGCUCUUUUUUCU
Molecule: messenger RNA, 2401 nt
Organism: Amorphotheca resinae ATCC 22711
Lineage: Eukaryota; Fungi; Ascomycota; Leotiomycetes; Helotiales; Amorphothecaceae
Exons: 4
Coding region: 77-2185 (702 amino acids)
Source: RefSeq, a predicted model, not a curated record